This is a messenger RNA of Periophthalmus magnuspinnatus, 2390 nucleotides long. It is a transcript of the gene trmt44, whose product is annotated as tRNA methyltransferase 44 homolog. The transcript is spliced from 11 exons. Gene Ontology annotation, biological process: tRNA methylation. Bases 254 to 2164 code for a protein of 636 amino acids. The record is from RefSeq and is a predicted model, not a curated record. Gene Ontology annotation, molecular function: tRNA (uridine) methyltransferase activity; metal ion binding. Lineage: Eukaryota; Metazoa; Chordata; Actinopteri; Gobiiformes; Gobiidae.
UCUGCGACUGUGUUUUGGUCCAGCCGCUCCUGUCAUGUGCUGAGACUGGCUUCUCAUAGGUUUACUAGUUUGAUUAUUUACUCUUUAAUCGUUGUUAAACUGGUCUAACUCAAUAUAAGAAGUAAAUAUAUGAUUUCUUUGAUAAAUAUAUGAUUUCUUUUCAUUUAAAUCUUGUAGAAAAUACCCCGUUUUUUCUUUCGGGUCUUGCUUUUCUUUAGUUAGCUUCCCUUAAACUCGCACCUGAUGGAACAGAAUGCCCAAACUAUUUGAUAUAACGUUUCCAGCGGGAUGUAAGACUCUGCCUGAAGGGUUCUGGUCAGCUGUGGAUGUGUGGAUACAGAAGCCUCACGUUGUCAACAAGCGCUUGUGUGGAGUCAAAGAGACAGAAAGACAAAAUGUUGACUGGAAAUCUUUAUGUGCACUGGUCACUGGACUUUCAGAUAAAGCCCUGAUGUUUCUGAACAGUGAAAGUUCACACACAGAGACGCACACGGAUGUGGAACAGUGGAGCUACAGUACCAGGACUUUUAUUCCCAAAGUAAACUGCUAUGGGACAAAACAACACAAAGAAGUUAUCAUUAAACGUAAAGACUUUCCAGAAGUGACCUUUCUUCCAUUUGAAGUGGAUGCAGACGGACAAGUGUUUUAUAAACAGAGCAACAUCUAUCAGUUCAAACUCACCGGUCAGGACAAGGAGGAGUGGUCUUUGGAGCUCCAUGUUUUGUCCCCAGGUGAGUGGUUUUCAGACGGCAUCGCUUACCCAAAACUGCCCUGGCUACACUCAGACCUGCUGCCUAAACUUGUGCGAUGGACGACUGAAUGUAAAAGCAGUGAGUUCAAAAGCACGUUGUCUCUGCUUCCUGUGGAAAAGUACAGCCUCAUGUAUCAGCGUCUGAAGGACAAGUAUAAAGCGAUGGUGAAGGUUUGGCCAGAAGUGACUGAUCCAGAGAAGUUUGUGUAUGAAGAUGUUGCUAUUGCUACAUAUCUGCUGGUGCUGUGGUCAGAGGAGAGGAGGGAGAGCGACCUCAGCGACCCCCAGGCCUUUGUCGACCUCGGCUGUGGAAACGGGCUUCUCGUCCACAUACUGACCAAUGAAGGGCACCCUGGAAAAGGCAUCGACAUUCGGAGGAGAAAGAUCUGGGACAUGUACGGCCCCCAGACUGUGCUGGAGGAAAAGGCAAUUACUCCCAGCGAGUCUUUCUUAUUCCCGAGUACGGACUGGCUGAUUGGGAACCACUCCGACGAGCUCACGCCAUGGAUCCCCGUCAUCGCUGCCAGGUCGUCUUACUCCUGCCGCUACUUCGUUCUCCCCUGUUGUUUCUUCGACUUUUAUGGGAAAUACCAGAGGCGCCAGUGCAAGAAGUCUCAGUAUAAAGAAUACAUCGACUUCAUUUCAGAGGUGAGCCGAGCGAGCGGCUUCAGCACCGAGGAGGACUGUCUGAGGAUCCCGUCCACCAAACGGGUCUGCCUCGUGGGGAAGUCACGGAACUACAGCCAAUCACGAGAGAGCGAAGCAGAGCAGCAAAGGGCGCGCUUCAUCCGGAGCCGCCAGAACGCCCCCGGGGUCGCGGUCCACGGGUCGGACGUCGGGAGUGACGAGGGCCGUUUCCAUGACGACGCCUCCCGCGGGACCCCGGCGAGCCAAUGGGGAGCCGGGUUUCAGCCCCGAGAUAAGGUUGAGAGCGUGAGGAACUGCGCCUCGCUCCCCCGGGACCUGGUCGACGGCGUCGUUCUGCGGGUCGGCCGUGCGCUCCUGGGGAUGACGGCGGGUGGCGGCGGCGGCGGCGUGGGCGCAGGUGCGGACUGGAACAGAGGAGGCAGCCUCCCUCUGAGCGAAGUGGCCGCUCUCCUGGAACAAGAAACUCUGCAGAGACUCAAGAAAGAGUGCGGAGGUCUGCAGACGCUGCUCAAGAACAACCACCAGGUCUUCAGAGUGGAAGGCGGGCGGGUGAACAUACGAGACUGGCGCGACGCGAACCCGUCCAGGGGCGUGAAGAGGAGGCCCGUCGCCCCCGGUGCCCUGAAAACUCGUCCGUGCUGGUUCCACUCACACCAUCCUCAAGGCUGCCCCCUACAGGUCGAACAGUGCGGCUUCGCCCAUGGAGCUGACGACCUCCGACCCUCCACGAGACCACUGAAGAAACAAAAGGGUGAAGACUGUUGACGACGCAUUCCUCAACGUUUAUUUUUUUAUGUUUUUUAAGGUAGUAAUAUUGAAAUGAAUGGUUGUCCUCGCUUAAAUAUAGAAUAAUGACAAACCCUGGUCUAAAUCUAAAUAAAAAAGAAAUAAAUAAGCACUUCCUCCACCCCAGACGCUUCCUUUAGCUCCUCAGGUGAGACACCAAACUGUCGUGUACUGGAUUUUCCCCAGCGCCUCCUCCUGGUGGAAC